AUGACUGCUAAAAAGUCUCCUGAAGAACUCAAGAAAAUUUUUGAAAAGUACGCAGCCAAAGAAGGGGAUCCAGACCAGCUGUCAAAGGAUGAGCUGAAGCUCCUGAUUCAGGCCGAGUUCCCCACACUGCUCAAAGGCCCGAGCACCCUAGAUGAGCUCUUUAAAGAACUGGACAAGAAUGGAGAUGGAGAAGUCAGUUUCGACGAAUUCCAAGUGUUAAUAAAGAAGAUAGCCCAGUGA
Molecule: messenger RNA, 240 nt
Organism: Lepus europaeus (European hare)
Lineage: Eukaryota; Metazoa; Chordata; Mammalia; Lagomorpha; Leporidae
Gene: S100G
Product: S100 calcium binding protein G
Exons: 2
Coding region: 1-240 (79 amino acids)
Cellular component (GO): cytoplasm
Molecular function (GO): calcium ion binding; transition metal ion binding
Source: RefSeq, a predicted model, not a curated record